Anarrhichthys ocellatus (wolf-eel) is the source of this 7631-nucleotide messenger RNA. RefSeq names its product Ca2+-dependent activator protein for secretion a (gene cadpsa). Bases 503 to 4489 code for a protein of 1328 amino acids. Lineage: Eukaryota; Metazoa; Chordata; Actinopteri; Perciformes; Anarhichadidae. The record is from RefSeq and is a predicted model, not a curated record. Gene Ontology annotation, biological process: dense core granule exocytosis; positive regulation of exocytosis; synaptic vesicle exocytosis. Gene Ontology annotation, cellular component: glutamatergic synapse. The transcript is spliced from 29 exons.
GUCUUUUGACUCAGAUGGAUCAUCAGGUGGCCGUUCAUCUAUUGUGCUCGCAGCCUGAUCAAACUGGUCCCAGAUCAGCCGGGGGUCGGGUUUCAGCACCGCGGUCAGCUCCGAGCCCAGCCUCUUCCUGUCCCCAGGCGGCGGAGCACCAACACAGUUUCCCCCUGUUGUCCCUCCUGGCAACCCCUCCCCCUUAACAUCGGCUCUCGUGAUAAACCCCUCCUAUGUGUCACUGCUUCACGUGAAAGGUUUGGAAAUCACGCAACCAACCAGACUCUACAACACUUUCCUUUUUUUUCUGGCUGCGACUGAGUCGUCUGACGGCAGCUUUUCUUCUUCUUCAGAGCUGCUCGUCAGUCCGGUUUUGCGUCUCCACAGCUGCUUCCCCCCGGUCUCUCCCUCUGUGGCUGGCUCUGAAGCUGAUCGGCAUCUUUUUCUACUUUUGCAGUUUUACCUUUGCAGCAGCAGGUAGCCGUUAUUCUCCACCCAAGCCUCGGCCAGCAUGUUGGACCCGUCUUCGAGCGAAGAGGAAGGGGAUGAGAUAGUGGAGGUGGAGCGCAAAGAGGUGACGGCCCCGAAGAGCCUCGGAGGAGCCCGGUUGUCACCGGGUCGAUCCUCCGACGGUGGGCUCCAGCCCCGGGGCCGAGGGAGCGGUGGCGGCGGCGGCGGCGGCGGCCGACCCUCCAGCCCCAGCCCGUCGGUGGGCAGCGACAAGGAGAAGGAGGACCUGGAGAAGAUGCAGAGAGAGGAGGAGGAGAGGAAGAAGAGACUCCAGCUGUAUGUGUUUGUGAUGCGCUGUAUCGCCUAUCCGUUCAACGCAAAGCAACCUACUGACAUGGCGAGGAGGCAGCAGAAGAUCAGUAAGCAGCAUCUGCAGACGGUCAAAGAGCGUUUCCAGGCGUUCCUCAACGGAGAGACCCAGAUCGUUGCUGAUGAGGCCUUCAUCAAUGCUGUCCAGAGCUACUACGAGGUCUUCCUGAAAAGUGACCGCGUGUCUCGGAUGGUGCAGAGCGGCGGCUGCUCGGCCAGCGACUCUCGGGAGGUUUUUAAGAAGCACAUAGAGAAGCGGGUGCGCAGUCUGCCUGAGAUCGACGGCCUGAGCAAAGAGACAGUGCUGAGCUCCUGGAUCGCCAAGUUCGACACCAUCUACCGAGGUGAGGAGGACCCCAGAAAGCACCAGCAGAGAAUGACGGCCAGCGCCGCCUCCGAGCUCAUCCUCAGCAAGGACCAGCUGUACGAGAUGUUCCAGCAGAUCCUGGGCAUCAAGAAGUUUGAGCACCAGCUCCUCUAUAAUGCUUGCCAGCUGGACAACCCUGAUGAGCAGGCAGCACAGAUCAGAAGAGAGCUGGACGGACGACUGCAAAUGGCAGACCAGAUAGCUCGGCAUGGUGGAAGGUUCCCCAGGUUUGCCUCCAGAGAGAUGGAGGCCAUGUUCAUCGAGGAGCUGCGGUCCUCGGUCAACCUGCUGAUGGCCAACCUGGAGAGCAUGCCAGUGUCCAAGGGAGGAGAGUUCAAGCUGCAGAAGCUGAAGCGAGGUCACAACGCCUCCAUCAUGGACAUGGGCCAGGAGGACGAGAACACGCUGUCCAAGUCUGACGUGGUGCUGUCCUUCACCCUGGAGGUGGUCAUCAUGGAGGUCCAGGGUCUGAGGUCAUUGGCUCCAAACAGGAUUGUUUACUGCACCAUGGAGGUGGAGGGAGGACACAAGCUGCAGACAGACCAGGCUGAGGCCUCGAAACCCACUUGGGGUACCCAGGGUGACUUCACCACCACCCAGCCGCUCCCUGCUGUGAAGGUGAAGCUGUUCACUGAGAGCACAGGAGUGUUGGCUCUGGAAGAUAAGGAGCUAGGGAAGGUUGUGCUCCACCCGACUCCCAACAGUCCCAAGCAGUCUGAGCUCCACAAGAUGACGGUGUCCAAAGGCUGUCCAGACAAUGACCUCAGGAUCAAACUGGCCAUUCGCAUGGACAAACCACAGAACAUGAAGCAUUGUGGGUACCUCUGGACCAUUGGCAAGAAUGUGUGGAAGAGAUGGAAGAAAAGGUUCUUUGUGCUGGUUCAGGUGAGUCAGUACACCUUUGCAAUGUGCAGCUACAGAGAGAAGAAGGCCGAGCCGGUGGAGCUCCUCCAGCUGGACGGCUACACGGUGGACUACACUGACCCCCAGCCAGGUCUAGACGGCGGCCGGACUUUCUUCAACGCCGUGAAAGAGGGCGACACCGUGAUAUUCGCCAGCGACGACGAGCAGGACCGGAUCCUUUGGGUGCAGGCCAUGUACCGAGCCACGGGUCAGUCACACAAGCCAGUUCCUCCCACCCAGGUCCAGAAACUCAACUCAAAGGGGGGCACAGCACCGCAGCUCGACGCACCCAUAUCUCAGUUCUAUGCUGACCGAGCCCAGAAGCACGGCAUGGACGAGUUUAUUUCAGCCAACCCCUGUAACUUUGACCACGGCUCGCUGUUUGAGCUGGUACAGCGCCUCACCUUGGACCACAGACUCAACGACUCCUACUCCUGCCUAGGCUGGUUCAGUCCCGGUCAGGUGUUUGUCUUAGAUGAGUACUGCGCUCGCUACGGCGUUCGAGGCUGCCAUCGGCAUUUAUGUUACCUGAGCGAUCUGCUGGAGAGGGCGGAGAACGGAGCCAUGAUCGACCCCACCCUGCUGCACUACAGCUUCGCCUUCUGUGCCUCCCAUGUCCAUGGAAACAGGCCUGAUGGUAUUGGCACGGUAACCGUGGAAGAGAAGGAGCACUUUGAGGAGAUCAAGGAGAGGCUACGGGUGCUUCUGGAGAACCAGAUUACACACUUCAGGUACUGCUUUCCAUUUGGACGGCCAGAGGGAGCGCUAAAAGCAACUUUGUCGUUGCUUGAGAGGGUCCUGAUGAAAGAUAUUGUUACUUCGGUUCCACAAGAGGAAGUCAAGGCUGUGAUCCGUAAGUGUCUGGAGCAGGCAGCUCUGGUCAACUACCAACGCCUGUCGGAGUACGCCAAACUGGAAGGGAAAAAGAGAGAGAUGUAUGAGCAUCCUGUCUUCUGCUUGGCGUCUCAAGUGAUGGAUUUAACCAUUCAGAAUGUAGGGCGGUUAGUCACCCCUGCUAAAAAACUGGAGGACAAUAUUCGCCUGGCCGAGCUGGUGAUUGAGGUGCUUCAGCAAAAUGAGGAACACCAUGCUGAGGCGUUUGCGUGGUGGUCAGACCUUAUGGUGGAGCAUGCCGAGACCUUCCUGUGUCUGUACUCGGCCGACAUGGACGCAGCUCUUGAGGUUCAGCCGCCCGACAGCUGGGACAGUUUCCCCCUCUUCCAGCUGCUCAAUGACUUCCUGAGAAUGGACUAUAACCUGUGCAAUGGGAAGUUCCACAGACACCUGCAGGACCUGUACGCCCCCCUGGUGGUGCGAUAUGUGGACCUGAUGGAGUCCUCCAUUGCUCAGUCCAUUCACAGAGGCUUCGAAAGGGAAUCCUGGGAACCUGUCAAGAGUAGAACAAGCACUCUGCCCAAUGUCAACCGCCAAAUGCCCAAAGUACCAAAUCUAACAGUGCCAAGUGUUAACCUCCCACAAAUGCCCAGCUUCUCUGCACCCAACUGGAUGACAGCUAAUUGUGACUCAGAUAAUGGCUCUGGGACUUCAGAGGAUCUCUUCUGGAAGCUGGAUGCUCUGCAGACCUUCAUCAGAGAUCUCCACUGGCCAGAGGAGGAGUUUGGCAAACACCUGGAGACCCGACUGAAGCUGAUGUCCAGUGACAUGAUCGAAUCAUGUGUAAAGCGGACACGGGCAGCGUUUGAGGCCAAGCUUCAGAAGAGCAGCCGGGCCACAGACUUCCGCGUGCCACAGUCCAUCUGCACCAUGUUCAACGUCAUGGUGGAUGCCAAGGCCCAGUCAGCCAAGCUGUGUGCUGUAGACCUGGGGCAGGAGAGACAAUACCAUUCACAGAUCGAUGAUCUAAUUGAAGAGACGGUGAAGGAGAUGAUAACGCUGCUAGUAGCUAAGUUUGUGGUCAUCCUAGAAAGUGUGUUAGCCAAGCUCUCCAGAUACGAUGAGGGAACACUCUUCUCCUCCUUCCUCUCCUUCACAGUGAAAGCUGCCUCCAAGUAUGUGGAUGUACCUAAGCCAGGGAUGGACGUUGCAGACGGUUACGUGACAUUUGUCCGUCACUCCCAGGACAUGCUGCGGGAGAAGGUCAACGAGGAGGUGUACAUCGAGAGAUUAUUUGAUCAAUGGUACACCAGCACUAUGAACCUCCUAGGAACAUGGCUGACAGAUCGAAUGGACUUGCAGCUCCACCUUUAUCAGCUGAAGAUUCUCAUCAGGGUUGUGAAGAAAAAGUACCGUGACUUCCGCCUUCAAGGGGUUCUGGACUCUACGUUGAACAGUAAGAUGUAUGAGACGGUGAGAAACCGGCUGACGUUGGAAGAAGCCACAGCCUCAGUGAGGGAAGGAGGGAUGCAAGGCAUUUCCAUGAGGGACAGUGAUGAAGAUGACGAUAACUAGAUCAAAGGGCCUGAGAGCUACAAGAAUGUCGAAGCGGUACACUGCCUGAGAACCCAUGCAGCCUUUCUGAGAGGUCAACACAGAUUGGCCUAACAUUCCACUUUAUCCCUCCAUUAUCUGCUGUUUCACUUCUUCACUCCUGUUAUUGCUCCACAUUUCUGUCUGAAUUGAUACAAGAAGGAUAUGCAUUGUGUGCCUGUUAACACUUUCAAUACACAAGUGUGUCCUAUCUAUGCUAUACAAAUAGAGAAUCCCCAUGUAGACCCAUCGCCCAUCGCCCAUCGCACACUAAAACAUCAACAAAUGAGUUUCUAGAACGGCCAAAACGUGACAGGAGUGCAAGCAUGUGAUUGUGUUAAAUAAAUGAAGAUGUUAAAGACAGGCAGGAGAUCACGUACAUAUGGAGAUCUUUUCAAGGCAUGAGAAUCCAUUGUGGGAGUUCGGGCGCUUUCCUGUUACACACACAAAGCACCCUCUUUGCUUAUGAAAUUUAUGAAUCGCUCAAAUAAUCCAGGAGAUUCCAAGUCAAAUUGUGACAUUGAUACAGAUGUCUGAAGUCUGCCAACAAAUGCAUGAUGAACAUUUCCCUGUUGAAGUCAUAUUGUGAUUGAUCCAAAUGGUACUAAAACCCAUGGUUACAAACAGAGUUAAAACAUUCAUAAGAUAUUUCCAAAAUGACCCCAGAAUGUUCUCAAGCAAUAUGGCUGACUUGUUUGUCCUCAACUCAACUGAGCAAGGCUAUAUAUGUCUUUGUGUUAUGCUAAAUGUGAAGUCACUGGUUGUAAAAGGUGUGAAUAUGCUCUCAUGUUACUUCUUUUGGUAAUGGGUUUGCAUCAUGUCUCAACCAUAAAAGCUAAACAGAAUGUUUAAAAUGAUGUGCUGUGACAGUCACGGUUUCUGUAUCGGCCAUGUUUCUCUAACAGUCACACACAGCAACUGUUGGACAGCAGAUGAAAUCCAAUCGUCAACAAUUUAGUCAUUUUAGUGAAAUAGUGACAAAAGUGAGAACAUCAUUCAGCCAAUAUUUACAUCUCAAGGAAGCGUUAUGUCAUUUUAAGAAGUCCCAUUCUUUGCCCUCCAACCUGGUGUCGUAUGAGGAGAUCGUAGGGAUUGGUCAUCUCUCAGCAUUAACCUCUUUGAAUUAGCCUAACACAGUCUGAAUAGGUCUAGGUGUUAGCAUGUGUGGAGCAUAGUUUCACCCAGAAAGCUUUGUCAGUCUAUCAGUAGUUCAUCUCUCUGAACAGAUGAAUGCAGAAUCUGUCGGCCACAGGACUAGAUUUUGGUAUUGGAAGCAUUCUGAUUUGCGUUUGCAGUCCAAUAGUGUUGACCAAUCACAUUGGAGCAGGCUGUGGUUGAAUGAAGGUAAACCGUGUGUGGAGAGCAAAAGAGGCAGAAUGCAUUGGCUGAAAAGCAAUGUGCGAACCCAUAGACUAUUGUCUGAUGAUGGGUUAGCUUUCUAUUGGUUGAAUACUCGCCUGUAAAUACUUGUGAAGCUAUCUGGUUGUAGUCGUCUCUCGAUUAGGGCCUCAAGUUUCUGUUAAUGGGACUGUAAGCAAACGUAAGAGGAGAUCUUGGCGCAGAUAUCGGCUGGCUGCACCAGAACCCUAACGUACUGAGCUGUCUUUGUUACUGCUCUUGAUCUUCUGCUCUGAUUUACAUCACAGGGAUUCUUCAAAAGUUGAUAUGCAGUAUCGAGGUAGUGCAACAGCAGCUAACACUCUGACGGGAUGCAACAGAGUCGGUCUGCCAGCCCUCCAACACCUGACACCCAAGACUCACCUAAAUAGUUUUAGCUAAAUACACUCAGUUGUCAGGCCAUGAGUUCAGUAAGUAAAACGACAAGUCAUCCUCUGGAGAGCAGAAUUACCCGAAGCUAAUAUCACAGCAAAUCUCUUUGAUCAGUCCAAAGUGUGGGGCAGAUGGAUGACUGACUGACAGUUAUGGUCAUCCCUAGCAGAGCAAACCUGGUCUUUAUUCAACAAAACACUAACGUAAUUAAGCCGACUAUGUCAAUAACAUCUGGUUAAUUAUCACACAAGUAAGAAAUCGGUUUGAAACAAUGAGCUACAUGCUCAUAUUAACCUGUAGGUACAUCAAGAUGACUUGCAUAAUGUGUGAAACUGUGCACACUACAUCAAGUGAAGGCAUAGAUUUAUGAAAAAGUGAAAAAUGGAUAAAGUAUGUAUGGGAAAUGAUCUUUGGAUUUUGAAUCAACGAGGAUACAAUACCAUCUAAUGGCUUCAAUAAGAUCACUGAUGGCCUCCGACUAUACAUAUUACUCUACUACCACUUGUGUAAAUGCCACUGGUUCUUCCAUUAGAGAGUGAGGAAGCUGUAUGGAUCCUUGAUAAUGUGUUACUAACUGCCUACAUAUGAAUCUAUCGGUGGCAAUGCAGGCUGCAUCUUGUUGAAUAAACUGUUUGUGGUCUCACUUCUGAAAAUGUUAGUACUUUGAUUUACACAUCAAUCUGAAACCUCUGACAUUUCCAUGUCUUUCUUUUCUUUAAUAGAUAUAGAUUAGCACAAUAGCACUCUGACAGAUCGUUUUCAACCUUUUUUUCACAUUUCUAUUUGAAGCAAAUGCUCUAUUUUAGUCAAAUAUCAGUUGAAUAAUAGUUUAUUUUCCAUCUGUUCUUAUAUGUGCCCUGCACUUCACUCCAGGAUGUACGAUGGGGCUGAUUCACAAUGGAUGCUGGGAAGUGAAGUGUGCCGUGCUUUCCCUUCUAUACUGUACACCUAGAGCUGUGCGUCGCCCUGUGUGUACUGCAUGUCCCCAGUAUUCACUCCCCGAAGUGUUUUUGCUCCAUCUGUGAUGUUACUGGUGGGUUCAUCAUGCUUCUGCCUUCUAGGAGAGCCCACCAAGGCCAAGAACAUUUAAAUAAAGGGGAAUGGCAAACGUGGACAGACUGUGUCACCUAAUUCAUUGUUGUUGCAGGGAAUUGAUUGAAACUGAUUUAAUGUGAAAUCAGCUGAAACCUUCCGGAACAUUUGCUCAGAAACAGGUCUAAAGCCUUUGGUUUUGUUAUAGAAAGAUAAUACAUUUAGUUUCAACUAUUGUCAGUUACUUGCACUAUUUUGCACAACGAGCUAACCCCUGAGAGUGGACAAGGAGGUUGUGAAGGCAGACUGCAAGAAAAAUACA